AUGAGCAAUAUUUCUUUUUUAUUUUUUUCAUUUAUACUGAUUGGAGUGAUUUUGAAUUCUGUAUUUACAUGCUCAAAAAGAGAGUUAGUAGCUUCCGAAACCCCUUCAAAAAAAAGUUCGGAUGGAAUAGAUAAUAUUUCUGCAUCUAAGGCAUACUUUUUUGUUGACCCUAUUUAUUUUUGGUCUCUUAACUCUACAACACAAGUUGAAACUAAAGCACCACCAUCUGAAUCCGAAUUUCUUGUUAUUAACGCACCUUCAAUUGGAAUUGAAGAGUUGGUAUUUAUAAGAAAUAUGAAAGAAAAUGGGGAAAUAUACUAUUCCCAUAAAUCAAACUCUUUUCUCACUUAUACCUUAGAAUGUACUAAUAUUGGUAAAACAGAAGGUUGGGUGCUGAGACAGCCUGCAUCCGACAUAGCUUAUGGAUUUGCAAUAAAUGAUCAAAAUGGAAAUUCUAAUGAUUGUAAAAGAACGGAAAUGCCCUAUAAGUUAAAAAAAUGGUAUAAUUCUCUAAACCAACAAAUAAAAGAUAUGUUUGUUACUCAGGUUUGGAUUUCAUAA
Molecule: messenger RNA, 561 nt
Organism: Cryptosporidium ubiquitum
Lineage: Eukaryota; Apicomplexa; Conoidasida; Eucoccidiorida; Cryptosporidiidae
Exons: 1
Coding region: 1-561 (186 amino acids)
Source: RefSeq, a predicted model, not a curated record